GUCAUUCUUUCUUUUCCCCGUUAUUGCAACGGGAACAGCGCACCCGGCCUCAACAUCAUGCUCAGCGGCCCGUUUGGCUGGAUCGCGUGAAGUUGAAACGCUUAAAACACAUUCGUUAGAGUAAGCUGUUGCUUGUCAUAAUUCAUUCGGUCACCCCAAACCCACCCAACGGGAAGCAGAACCUCCACAAGGGGGCAUAGAGGGUUAAUCGAGGGUAGUUACGGCCAAUUAUGUUUCGAAAAUUCGCUUCCCUCCUGGGCCAACGGCUCAUGGCCGUCUGUCUCCUGUGCUGGUGCGUUUCGCUAGCGACAGCCGCAAGCACAGAAGCAUGGAAGACGCGAUCCAUCUACCAGACAAUGACCGAUCGGUUUGCCCUCACCAACGGCUCGACCACCGCACCAUGCAAUACUACGGAAGCCAAUUACUGUGGCGGGUCUUGGCAGGGGACGAUCGAUAAGCUGGACUACAUCCAAGGCAUGGGGUUCGAUGCCAUCAUGAUCUCCCCUGUAAUUAAAAACAUUGCGGGGCGAUCUAAGGACGGGGAGGCCUACCAUGGGUACUGGCCUCUGGAUCUAUACGAGAUCAACUCUCAUUUCGGGACCCGGGAGGAACUUUUGAAACUGAGUGAGGAGAUCCACGCACGAGACAUGUACUUGCUGCUGGACGUCGUCAUCAACAAUAUGGCUUAUAUGACGGAUGGCGAGGAUCCCGCGACAACUAUUGACUACAAUGUCUUUCCUCAAUUCAAUGGAUCCUCAUACUUCCACCCCUACUGCCUCAUUACGAACUGGAAUAACUAUACGGAUGCCCAGUGGUGUCAGACUGGUGAUAACUACACCGCACUCCCGGAUCUCUACACAGAGCAUACUGCGGUGCAGGACAUCUUGAUGGAUUGGAGUAAAUCGGUUAUUACCAAUUACUCUGUUGACGGGCUACGAAUCGACGCUGCCAAGUCCCUCACUCCCAGCUUUCUGCCUACAUAUGCGGAAACCGUGGGCGGAUUUAUGACGGGCGAAGUCAUGGAUUCGAAUGCCACCAACGUAUGCAAAUAUCAGAGAAAUUACCUGCCAAGUCUUCCCAACUACCCCCUCUAUUACUCCAUGAUCACGGCCUUCUUGAACGGAGAGCCUGCGACCUUGCUUGAGGAAAUCGCAACCAUCAACGAUCUCUGCACGGAUACGUUCGCAAUGGUCAAUUUCAUCGAAGAUCAAGACGUGGACCGAUGGGCCUACAUGAAUGACGACAUUAUGCUAGCCAAAACCGCACUGACUUUCAUGAUGCUCUACGACGGCAUUCCCCUAGUCUACCAAGGUCUGGAGCAGGCCAUUGCCUAUUCCAAUCGAGCGGCCCUCUGGUUGACGGAUUUCGACACCAAUGCGACACUGUAUAAACACAUUGCGAAACUCAAUGCCAUCCGCAAACAUGCCAUCAACCUUGAUUCCAGUUACAUCAAUUCAAAAACAUACCCGAUUUACCAGGGAGGUAGCGAGUUGGCUUUCUGGAAGGGCACCUAUGGACGCCAAGUCAUCAUGGUCUUAUCUACGGCGGGCUCUAAUGGUUCGGCUUAUACUUUGACGCUACCUAUGAGCUAUGGGGCUAGCGAGGUGGUCACGGAAGUGCUGAACUGCGUCAACUAUACGGUCAACACCUACAGCCAAUUGGUCGUGGACAUGGACAAGGGCGAGCCUCGAGUCUUCUUUCCCGCUGCAAUGAUGCCGGGAAGUGGGCUGUGUGGCUACAAUACCUCCAAUAUAACCUAUUCUGAGCUGAGGCUUGCCGCUGUGGGUUCUUCAUCGUCGUCUGGUGGAAGUCACUCCGUCAUACCGCCUGCUUUUGCUUCGCUUUUCAUGGCGCUAGUGGCUUUUUUGGCAUUCCGGAUAUAAGUUAUGUCUUUUCUACUCAUUUUGAUACCAGCAAAUAACAUAAUGCCCUAUAAAUAUGUACACUUUUUUUGAGAGCGAGAAUUUUAUAUUUCGACAUUAAACACAAACACAUCCCUACUUAUACCCUGUCCUGCGAUGAUUACCUAUCAAGCAUUCAGAAGCACGGUCUCCUCAGUCCGCAUACCCGCCCACCUCCAACAAUUCUCCCACAAUUUCUCUUGUGCCUCACGAUCCUCACUGAUGGCCGCAGGUGCCACUUCCUUCGUC
Molecule: messenger RNA, 2150 nt
Organism: Aspergillus piperis CBS 112811
Lineage: Eukaryota; Fungi; Ascomycota; Eurotiomycetes; Eurotiales; Aspergillaceae
Product: alpha-amylase
Exons: 1
Coding region: 231-1883 (550 amino acids)
Biological process (GO): carbohydrate catabolic process
Molecular function (GO): alpha-amylase activity; calcium ion binding
Source: RefSeq, a predicted model, not a curated record